AUGUACAAGCAAAUUGCAUUAAUCCGUCAUUCCUGCCUCCCGAUUGCCUGCCGGACCAGAAUCGCUAUUCCUCCUAGGACGACGGUAGCAACCCUUAGCCCCGGAAAACUUGAAGAUUAUACCCCCUCAUCAGGCACUUCUAUAACGCCUACAUCAAAGCUCAGUAUAUGUCCUACGCCACGGAAUUUUACAACUGAAACUGUCACGCCAUCUAGAGAUGUCCGCAUUUUAGCAGCUAUCAAGCAAGAACAUCGCGAGAUCAAAGCCGACGCCGACACAAUCCUAAAUGGCACAACCCCAGAUCAGCAAACCCGCUACCAAAAUCAAUUCACCUGGGAGCUAGCCCGUCAUAUGAUAGGCGAAGAGCUCAUCGUCUACCCAGCUCUGGUCAAGUAUGUCAAGAACGGACAAAAGAUCGCGGACGAGGGCCGGGCAGAACACCAGGAUAUCAAAGAGCAAUUGAAGAUGUUCCAAGGGCUACGAUCGACGGAUCCGCGCUUUACCCCGACACUUCGGGUGUUAAUGGGUGAUUUGGAGAAUCAUAUUCGGAAGGAGGAGGAUCAGGACUUCGCGCGGUUGGAGGUGACGAUUUCCAAAGAGGAGAGUGAGGCGUUGACGCGGUCGUUGAAUCAAACGAAGAUGUUUAUUCCGUCUCGCUCGCAUCCUCUAGUACCGACUAAGCCGCCUUUUGAAACGGCCGUGGGGCUUUUGACGGCGCCUAUUGAUAUGGUUGCUGAUAUGUUUCGCAAGUGGCCGAAGGAGAGGAAGGGGAAUAUGUCUGCAUCUAGAUAA
This is a messenger RNA of Penicillium manginii, 792 nucleotides long. RefSeq names its product HHE domain protein. The record is from RefSeq and is a predicted model, not a curated record. Lineage: Eukaryota; Fungi; Ascomycota; Eurotiomycetes; Eurotiales; Aspergillaceae. The transcript has a single exon. The coding region runs from base 1 to 792 and encodes 263 amino acids.